Molecule: messenger RNA, 1407 nt
Organism: Penaeus monodon (black tiger shrimp)
Lineage: Eukaryota; Metazoa; Arthropoda; Malacostraca; Decapoda; Penaeidae
Product: arginine kinase
Biological process (GO): phosphocreatine biosynthetic process
Molecular function (GO): creatine kinase activity
Source: RefSeq, a predicted model, not a curated record
CCAGGAAUCUUCAAGCAACAAAAUGGCUGACGCUGCUGUUAUUGAGAAGCUGGAGGCUGGCUUCAAGAAACUUGAAGCCGCCACUGACUGCAAGUCUCUCCUGAAGAAGUACCUUUCUAAGGCUGUCUUCGACCAGCUCAAGGAAAAGAAGACCUCCCUGGGAGCCACCCUCCUCGACGUCAUCCAGUCCGGUGUGGAGAACCUGGACUCUGGUGUUGGUAUCUAUGCUCCCGACGCAGAGGCCUACACCCUCUUCUCUCCCCUCUUUGACCCCAUCAUCGAGGACUACCAUGUUGGCUUCAAGCAGACCGACAAGCACCCCAACAAGGACUUCGGUGAUGUGAACACCUUCGUGAACGUUGACCCCGAGGGCAAGUACGUCAUCUCCACCCGCGUCCGCUGCGGUCGCUCCAUGGAGGGCUACCCCUUCAACCCCUGCCUCACCGAGGCCCAGUACAAGGAGAUGGAGGCUAAGGUUUCCUCUACCCUCUCCAGCCUUGAGGGCGAGCUCAAGGGUACCUACUACCCCCUCACUGGCAUGAGCAAGGAAGUCCAGCAGAAGCUGAUCGACGACCACUUCCUCUUCAAGGAGGGUGACCGCUUCCUGCAGGCCGCCAACGCUUGCCGCUACUGGCCCGCCGGCCGUGGCAUCUACCACAACGACAACAAGACUUUCCUCGUCUGGGUCAAUGAGGAGGAUCACCUCCGCAUCAUCUCCAUGCAGAUGGGCGGUGAUCUCGGCCAGGUCUUCCGCCGCCUCACCUCCGCUGUGAACGAGAUUGAGAAGAGGAUUCCUUUCUCUCACCACGACCGCCUGGGCUUCCUCACUUUCUGCCCCACCAACCUUGGCACCACUGUGCGCGCCUCCGUCCACAUCAAGCUGCCCAAGCUUGCCGCCAACCGCGAGAAGCUUGAGGAGGUCGCUGGCAAGUACAACCUGCAGGUGCGCGGCACCCGCGGUGAGCACACUGAGGCUGAGGGCGGCAUCUACGAUAUCUCCAACAAGCGCCGCAUGGGUCUGACCGAGUUCCAGGCUGUCAAGGAGAUGCAGGACGGUAUCCUUGAGCUCAUCAAGAUGGAGAAGGAGAUGUAAGAAGCUUACUUUUAGUUACUACAGUCAUUCCCGGCUCUCAACCCCCUAUGGGUGGGGGCGAGCUGGUUUUAACUGUGGCGGUGUAGAAGGAGGGAGCGCCCUUAACCAUGGGCUUAGAUCCUAACGGAUGAAGUCCAAGGAGAAGGGCGUACCGGAUGGAGUGAGUCACCCAACUGUGUGAAGCUCCGGUAACAUUCCAGGCUACCCGGAGCUUUUGGGGGGGGGCGACAACUGUAAAUACCACCACGUACAUGAUUGGUAAUGCUACCCCCAACUAUAAUCACAAAUAUUAAAAAAAAAAAUAAAACUUAAAA